UUGGACUUGGCAAAUCAACUACUGAACCACGACACCCAUCUAAUUGGAACAAUUAGAAAGAAUAGAAGGGAUUUGCCAAUGGCAGUAGUCGAAGCCAAACUGGAAAAAGGCGAAUCCAUAGCUAUGGAGAAUCAACGGGGUAUAACUGUUCUCAAAUGGAAUAAUAAGCGCGACGUCUUAGUGCUUUCGAAGAAACACUCAAAUGGAAAACGAACGGCUCUAAAGAAAGGUAGAGCUAUUAAAAAACCAAAAAUUAUACUUGCCUACAAUGAAGCAAAAAGUUCAGUCGAUAUGAGUGAUCAAAUGACUUCAUACUCAUCACCACUCAGAAAAACUGUGAAGUGGUACAAAAAGCUGGCCAUUGAGCUUAUUUUAAACACAGCCGAUUAUGUAUAA
This is a messenger RNA of Parnassius apollo (apollo), 396 nucleotides long. The record is from the annotation of a GenBank genome assembly. NCBI's taxonomy places the organism in Eukaryota, Metazoa, Arthropoda, Insecta, Lepidoptera, Papilionidae.